Athalia rosae (coleseed sawfly) is the source of this 6606-nucleotide messenger RNA. RefSeq lists its product as uncharacterized. NCBI's taxonomy places the organism in Eukaryota, Metazoa, Arthropoda, Insecta, Hymenoptera, Athaliidae. The record is from RefSeq and is a predicted model, not a curated record. The transcript has 4 exons. Bases 164 to 1132 code for a protein of 322 amino acids.
UCGAAAACAAGUUGUGCGAAUAUCAUCGCGGUUUUCCUUCUUAUUUUUUUUUUUUUGUCUCGUGAUCGGCUGCCUAACCACGAACCGCGAAAUGCGUGCGUCCAGAAUUUGAAAAGUUUUUUUUUUUUUUUUUUUUCUCGCCAAUAAAACCACCAGUUUGGCGAUGUCGCAAUCCGGAGAUGAGAAAACUGCCCCGGAAAGCGUGAACCGUGACGAAAAAGUAACUCUGGUAUCGAGGAUAUCAAAGCUCAGAAAAAUCCUCGAGGAGCUUCGCUGCGCACUUCAAAACGAACGAUGUAACCUAAAAUUAGAAAUUGAAGAAACUAUCGCUUACAUAACGGAUCGAAACCUCGGGAAACCCCAACCCCUUCCGGUCAUAGAAUUGUUCCCUCGCUCGAAGUUUCGCGACCACAACGAGGCUUUAGAUUACUUUGGGUAUCGGUUGAGGCCAAAUCGCACACUUGGCGGUCGAUUCGACGAGCAUCCGAUUUUCACGGACGACGAUCCCUAUCGGAGCGACGUUAACGGUCUUCGCUGCGGAUUGGAUUUCGUUCAGUCUAAUGAAUAUCUGGAUCCAACUCCCUCCGCGAUAUCAAACUUCUAUAAGCAGAAGAUAUUAAACCUCGAGGCCGACUGUUCGGCGGGAUUAAAUCAGGUCAAAACUAGAUUUAUAGAGUCCCUUCAGUCCCUCCAAGACUACGCGAUCCCGUUGGAAACUUUACGUCGUCGAGCGGAUCCAUUGAAAUACUCGGUAGUUGAAAAUCCGCCGGAAAUAAGCUUACCCUUUAAUUUCGAAGAUACGGAACCUGCGCCGGCGAACGAGAAAAUGAUCCAUUAUUAUUUUCGGAGCGACGCGACGGCGGAGCCGAAAAUAUCGAAAUCGACGCUGAUCGAUGACGUGCAAAGUUUGUGGUCGGUGGACAUGCGGGGCACGGGAAUUAGUACGACGGUUGAUCGACGGUGUGAGUCUGACUUUUGCGGUUUGAUCUAUCAAGCGUCAACGCUGCGUCUCGCCUCGUCCCAAAGUUUCGACCUCCCAAACUCAAUAAGUGACAUUACUACGGAGGAAAACUAUCCCGGGGAGAUCAACGCCUCGACGACGUUGCCGUUAGCCGUCAUUUUUGCCCGAUGACUAUCGUCGUCGGGGUUGCGCAUAUGGUUUUCAUUUCACGAGCGACGAUUUUUUGAAGAUUUAUUAAUAUACGACGUUCGUUAUACAUGAUGUUCAAUAUUUAGGGGGUGGUUCGGGACCUGAUUUCAUUCUUUGAUUUUACUCGACAUCUCGCCGUCGUUCGGACGACGGAUAAAACUGAUAGAAAAACGAAAGAAAACAAAAAAAACGAAAAAAAAAUAAAAAAUAAAACGAGACGGCGUUGGCUCUCUUCCACAACGCAGCUCACGCCACGUACUCACAUCGGCAUACGAACGAAGCGAAGAAGGUUUACAAAGGUCUAAUGUCGGAGGUCGUAGAGUGCAGCAGAUUUGCCGGCUAAGCCUUUUAUGAGGUGGUGCGGUAUAGAGAGAGAGAGAGAGCGAUAGGACAAAGGCCCGAAGCUGUCUUGGGCUGAAGAACGGCGAGCGAGGGGGUGAAGUGGUAUCGGUGAAGUGAUGGCUGCCAACCAGAAAUAAGAAUAAGAAAAAGCAAAAAAUGUGAGAGAAAAAAGUUGAGGCGGAUACGGUACCAAGGGAUGAAAAAGGUGCGCGAAAGAAUAUGUGUACGUACAGCCGUCCUACUGCACCACUCACCCGUCCGCUAUUGCUAUACGCGCGGAGUGCACUCCGUGCUAAAUCAGCGAGACUUUAACUCCCUUUCCGUCUAUGUGUAUACGUACGUUUAUUUUUUUCGUAUCCGCAUCUUCCGAAGUUUCUCAUUUCAUUAUUUUACCUCUUCUUAUCAUUAUUAUUACCGUCGCUCUCGCCAUUUCCAUUAUGUGCAUCGUUUCCACAGACACACAGGUUCUUUCGCACGUGUCCGUAAUAUCCUUCGGAGCUCGACGUUAUUUUCUAAACUUUUUACGUAACUGAGAAUGUCGGAGGAGAAAUUUUUCUGGAAUUGAAUUUCAGCUUCCUUCUGAUUAGCAAAAUAAGGCAAUCAGAGUGGCACCUUUUUCUUCGUCGUGCGUCGGGGUCUGCGAAAAAGGAAAGCGGUUCUCUGCGUACAGAAACGGGGAGCAAACGCCCGAUUUGAAUUUUCAUUUCGGUAGAAAAUUUUAUCCCUCGCUAGGCUCUAUUUCACCAACGUCCUACGAUGUUUGUAACGAUACUGAAAUGUAGCUCGAUAAUGUUCCACGAACACAUAUUCACAUACACGGGUGUACGAUGUGUAUGUACGUGCUUGAAAGUUUAUCCCGUAGGCAUCGCGUAUAGCCCUCGUCAAAAUUGGUCAUAAAUUGGAUAGCUGCUCAACCCUUCGAACCCUCGUGUGUAACAAGUGCGAGUGCAGCACGAUUGUUACAUUGCGUUUGAUUUAUUGAUCCCAUACGUCGAGUGAAUUUUGCGGUGAAGUGUAUAACUACGUGCGCAGUCCGGGUAAACGCUGAUACAACGUUGCUACGCAAUUAAAAGAAUUUGUCGAACGCUAUUUAUUCGUAACCCCGGUUGCAGAAUCUCCGAAGGAUUGGAAAAAUCGUUGAGAUCAAAGAAGGGAAAUUAAAAGGUCGGAAGAGCUCUGUACGCCUACGCUCGUCCAACGAAUCGCUACGGGGUCUAAAUUACCGUUCGGGGGUAGUUUACCUUUCAAGUUUUGACCGUCGAAAAAUUCUCCCGCUUCCGUACGUUCGCUUCGGUUCGCUCGAACUGGGUAGAAAAUUGCUUACGCGACUACAGUGGACAUAAAAAGCAAUCUUGUAAGACGGAAUGAAAAGGAAUAUACGUGUAUAGAGCGACGCGAAAAUAGCUCGCAAACUGUACCGAGAUCGAGAAAAAAAUUCUUUCUUUUUUCUCAGCCAAUUUUUUUUUUCCAUUUUUAAUCGGACCACCGUCCUAUGGACAAAUGAAAAUCUCGGAUGGAUCGAGAUUGAGAUUUUCGCUUUGCGGUGCAGAUAAUAAUGUGGCAUAAUUUAAGUUCCGCAAAAUCUUGUAGUAGCUAGCCCAGCGAUUCACCACUUCUCAGGCAGACUGGCAUCUCGACAGUAACUACGCCUCUUUAGAUCGCGGGUGGCGAGGCUGUUCUUUCGUCAACGGCGAAGGACAGAUGGUAAAUAAAUUGCGCGAAUCGUCCAAAGGCAAGUUUCUUAUUGAAUAAAAUGAUUUAUCGAACUCGACUUUCCGUUUUUUUCUCCUCCCACUUUUUCACCCUUCACGGCACCCCGCGGGUCCUUUAGAAUCCCGGACUCUUUAUACCGGAGUUAGAGGAAAUAAAACUUUUCCUCUACUUUUCGACUCUAUUUUUCCUUCUAUUUUUUGUUUAAAUUUUUUUUUUUUCAUCAGCCUCGAUCCACCGGAAUUCGCUUCUCGCGUCUAGACUGACCAGUUUCCGUCGAGCGCAAUCAAUUGAACACUUACCCGGUGAAACAGAUGAGUUAUUCGAAAAAUAUACGCGACGCCAGACCGCAACCGCCUCUGCUGUAAUAUCGCCGAGGUUACACAUCACGUCCGCGCGUUCAGGUGCGGUGGGUAUUUGUUUUUGUACAAGGGUGAAAUGGCGAAUGUUAGUCAAACACGGUCGUUGGAUGGGGUGUGCUAUUGUUUCAACCGAGUGACUAAUUUCGUAUAAUAUUGAUGGAACCGCCCGCAAAACGACGAACUUACGCAAUAAUAAUAAUAAUAAUCGAUAAUGGAGCGCAAACUUUUCGCAUGAAAGCCUUUGCUUACCUUGCAAGUCUGGAGAAGAAACGUAAUGGGAUUAAAAAUUACGGUACUCGCUGAAAGAAGAACACGGAAAAGGGGUGAAAUCAAACGGGGUUAUCACCGAACCACAAUCCGGGGUCGCGAAAGAAAACAUUCAGAAAUGUCGUCAUGUGCGCUGUCUCGUUUUAUUUGAAAAAAAAAAAAUCGAUAUACAGAAUCAAAAAAAAAAAAAAAAAAAGAAAAAAAAACUGUGAAGUAAUAACCUGCAGCUGAUGCUUUGAAAUUUGUAUGCAAAUGAAGUGCACUCGGUGUCGUCGCAAAUACACGAUAAUAUGCCGACGAUGUUUUUCCGAGCAAAAAAAAAAAAUAAAAAAAAAUAAAAAUAUUGUUACGGACUUAAUUUUAUUCUGAAAAAAGAUAAUUGAAUAUUCACCACGACAAGCAAUUUCCGUCAUCGCGAAGCCAAAGCAUCUCUGUACGGUACUGCAGGCGAUACAAAGCCCACCCGUAACUCUACGUUCACAUUCAAUGACAAAUUUAAUCCAUGUAGUUAGAGUCCUUUGGCGCGAUGCAACUCUCGUAUUGAAUAAGAUCGAUUACUCAAGAGUCCCGUGAAUAUUCAGAGGUAGAGAAGUCUUCUCAUUAAAUCCCCUACCUCGAGGAAUAUCAUCGGGUACACUCGAGUCAAAUUUUUAUCAACCAAAAAUGUCACGGGAAAAUUAAAAAAAAACAAAAAAACAAAAAAAAAAAACAAGAACAGAAUAAAAUGAAAAGGGAACGACAUCGUAUAGCCCCUCGCAUCGCAAGGGAAAUUCAUUUUUCACACUGUAUUGACUUUUGAAUAAGUGAACGUUGACGGCGCUGGAAAAGAAAAAAAAAAAAGAAGGAGUAAACGGACUUCUUGCCAAUUUCCAACCAACCCUGCAUUAAAUAAACAUGGACCGAUCGUCCCCGCAAUAUCGUAGGUUAAUAAUUCAUCUGCGAUAUAGAAGAAGAAAAAAAGAAUUUUUUCGAGCUUCGGUAGCUACGUUUCAGCAUGAGGAAGUUGAAUGCCUCGAGUGAGAAUUUUCUCAGCUCGUAGGUACCCACCCUUGUACAUGAACGAUGUAGAGGUUCGUAUCGGAGUUGAGCUUUCCGAUGUGAUACCCUCGGGAUAUGGUCACCGGUGUCCCAACUGUUGAGUUCGCAACCACGAAGGUCGUAAAUUAUUCAAAAACAUACAUCCCCAACGUACAUAUCCGGCGACGAUACUACUCGUAUUAAAAUAUGCCCAGGGAAUAAAAGGAAAACUGGGGAGAAACUGCCCCUGUAACCAAAAUUUUCAAAGUAUCAGGAUUUGGAAAGAACAAAAAAAUUAGUGGCGUCGUAAUAGAAAGUCCGUUCGAACGUUUUCGUGACUAAAUCGGAUAAAACAAACUUCAACGUUGCGUCGAAAAUAAAAAUGAUCGAAUAAAUAAAAAGACAAUAGAACAUUGUCAUUGAAUGAUUUUCAUUUUCCUACAACAAACAGAGCGUCGCAUGGAUUCUCUGUUUAUUGAUUCGGUGUUCGAACAAAUAUAAGUUUUUUUUUCUAUUUCGCCUGUUUGUUGAGAAAACAGAAAAAAAAAAAAAGUAAAGAAAAAUAUCCUGCAGCAAUAGAUGAAGUUGAGUAUACGUUAAUCUGGUUUCUCCCGAUAUCGGCGUGAUCGGAGAUAAAAAAAAAAAAAAAGGACAAGAAUACAACAAAUAAGGAAAAAUCGAAGGCUGAGCAAGGGCACAGGAAGGUAGGGGGCGAGUGGAGUAUUAUCGAGUAUAUUUGGUUGCGUUUGAAAUUGGUCGGGUCAGAUCGGUUUAGGCGACCCGAGAAAUUUAUUGGCAUAACCCGAUAGUUGCGUGGAAGACCAAGCGACGAAGGGUAGGGGGUAGGAAAAGCGGUAGCAACGAGUCGUAUACGUACACGUAUACAGGGGUAUACGGGGGGGGGUCGAUGGUACGCCGAUAGAUAGAAAGGCUUCACGGGUUUUCAAAUCCUAAGAGCGGUGGAUUAGAUGCGGUUGGUUUACCGAGGACUGAGAACCCGGGACGGGCAAGGACUACUUCGAUCCCGUCUCGAGGGAUUAGAGAGGAGAGUUGCGGGAAUACAAGCGUAUUGCCCAAGAAAAAUACAAGAUGAUACAGGUACGGGCGAGACGAAAAUCUAGAUCGAAGUAUAUCGGGCGAAAAAAAGUUGCAACGUUGUGUGGGUAUACCUAUAUACAUAGUGAGAACGGAGACUCAUCAAGCCCCGUGAUAUCGACGAGGGUCAUCUACCCGUAACAACCGUCCCAAGAGAGUUUCAAGAGAGUUAACUGAUAAAAUUAAUCGAGAAUCGUUCGAUCGAAAUAAUUGGCCAGCGAUUAAAUUAAUGAAAUUUGUAUAUUGCACACGUACAAUCACACCGGUUAUACACUCGGCGCUCCGAUUGAUCCGGAGUUCGGCUGGGAAGCCAUCCGAGCACAGAACUGCGUAGACAAUGCGCAUCUGGUUCAUGAAGUGGUAAUUUCGCACUUUGCUAUUUUCGCAACUUUCCGUUGAGAAACAUUUGAAAAGAAAGAGACGUACGAAGCAGGAGGAAUGAAAUUUUCAUAAAAGUAGAUCCAACGGCAGCUUUUAAUGGGGAUUUCAUUUUUCGACUCCGCGCCUGAGACAUCCGAUCCGAGUCUUUCCUUCGAAAUAUCUCAUCCGAAAAACUGCGACGAUAACUGAUCGGAGACGAAUCGAACUCGUGCUCACUUGUUAGCUUAAAGUUUAGGGUAGAGCUGACGAGAGAAUGUUGAGAAUGAAUAUGAAAGUAAAAAA